AAACUACUACUACUAACCUUACUCUUCAUAUAAAAAAUUGAAUCAAACAUCAUUGAAUUAUUUACUGUCGUAGAUUAUUGUCAAUGCUAUGCAGUACCGGUAGCUUAUGUCUCAAAUCUACUAUCUAGAUAGGGUUAAGAAAAUGAACAGUAAUAUUCCAGAACAUUUUCUUCAGGUUACAAGGGCAUCAUCGACGAAUGUUCUUGAAGAUGGGACGACCGUGGUUGUUCUCUCAACAUCAAGUGGACAGUUUAUUGAACUUAUUGAUGGCCGAGUGGUAGACUCCUGUGACGUUGACAGAAUUGCUGAUGUCAUUUCCAUUUUCACAUCAUAUGACCCUCUACAAAAGUAUUAUUUGCUUCAAUGUCAAGACUUUCUUGUGGUGUUAAAAAGGAAGCCACUGUGUAUCUUUAAAACAUACAAAGAUGUAGUGGAGUUAAAGAUUGAAGACAGAUUGAGAAUUGGCCAUCCUCAGGUUGUGAUAAGCACUAGGAAUGAGAAGGAGAUUGUAACAAACUUUGUAGGCCAGUUGCAUGCUCCUGUACCUCUUGCAGUGCCUGUGCUGACUGUCAGCCUCAAUGGAAAACUACAGGAGAUGAAUGCUCGAGUGGCUAAAGUACGUCGGAUGGUGCAGGAAAGACAAAAUCUCAGAUACAAAGCUUUGUACAACUUUACCCCUCAUGUUGUACCACCUGAUCUAGAUAUUGAGUGUGAGCCUCAAGUACUAGCGUGGGGUCCUUCCCUACCUCCCCCCACCACUUCUGGACCCACGGCUGACGCUCCUCUCCAACUCUCCUGUCCGUGGAAGAAGAUCCACAACGGAAAAUGGAUUGUUGGCAUUCCUGUUCGUAAUAAUUCCGCAUCAACAGUAAAUGACGUAAGAUUGCGACUCCGUCAGACCAGUGGCGGGGAGUCAGAGUCCCAACUGAGGUACCACAGUAUUGUUGUGGUAUUUCGCCCACGGAGCUCCAAAGGUGCUGAGUGGACAGAGCCCCACCACAAUGGUGCUGUGGUUAACGUGAUGGGGGACAUAGCCGGGUAUGCUAGGGCCGUGGUGGUAGCAAUAUUAGCCGAGCCCCUGUUCAAGAGAUCUUCAGUUGUUUCACUAACUGGUGCACUUAUUUAUAGAAACAACAGUCAACCAGAAGGUGAAACAAUCCAAGAUGUGUUAAGUGAUGAAAUAACCUUGGAUGUAGAUGAACUCAUCCAAGGAACUCUAGUGACAUUCUCUUCACAGAACACCGCUUCAGAAAGUGACCUGGUCAGUGUGUUAAGUAGCAGUCAAUGUUGGAAGCUUUGUGCCUCCCCCCGCCAUUUGAUGCCUCCAUUAAUUUCAGCAACAUUUGAAAUGGCAGGGCUAAUAAAGAUAGCGGAGCUAGGAUGUUGGGUGAGCCAGAGUAUGACAUGUGGGGCUCUUGCAGGACUACUCAUCAUAAUAUCAGACAGUGAAUUAUCUGGAGGAGGCCACACUCUACUUGUUUAUGCCAGAGAGAUGAGGCAAGUUCUACUGUUGGUGCGCAGACUACAGGUCCAGUGGAAGAUGGAGGUGUGCAGAGGCGGCUCAGCUAGUGUGCAAGACUGUGUUGAUAGCCUGAGGUCAGAGCUAUGCAUGCUGCGUAACAUCGCUAGAGCCGGUGCGGAGUAUACACACCAAGAGUGGGAGAAGAUAAGGGAUGACCUUGGAUCUCUGGAACUCGCUACAGACUUGAGUUUUGAGUCAUAUUCGUCCGUAUCUUAGUGGCAAGAUUCAUAAGGAUUAUAUGAAUUACAGUUUAUUGUUCGUUUGUAAAAAGUUUUCACAUGUUUGUGUCUAAAAAUAAUGUAUAGAUAACUAUUACAAUGUUUCUGAUUUAAAUUAGAAAUUACUGGAUUAAUCCUUUUGUGGGGCUCAGCCCCACAACUUGAAUGACCUAAACUCAACUGUCCCGUCAAGAAGCCACUCUUUAACCCAGGACUGUUUUCGUGCAUGUGCAGCGGCGAGCACAUCAGGCGAUUAAAAGUGUUUCUGUAGUAAAAAUACUUUAACUAACAUUAUUGAUCAUCAAAUCUGGCUCUUUGGGCCUGUGAUUCACGGUAAACUGUGUCCUCUGAUUAAAUUCAAGUGUUCAGCUAUCGUUUCCAGCACGAAUGGUUGUAUCGUAAUUGCCAGUCGAUUCCCAUACAAUCACUCCUGCUUGGCCCCACCGCCACACUUUGAGCUUGUAGCCUUAAAUAAAUAAAUAAAUAUAUCUU
Messenger RNA from Macrosteles quadrilineatus (aster leafhopper), 2232 nucleotides. RefSeq lists its product as uncharacterized. The record is from RefSeq and is a predicted model, not a curated record. Bases 107 to 1738 code for a protein of 543 amino acids. The transcript is spliced from 12 exons. NCBI's taxonomy places the organism in Eukaryota, Metazoa, Arthropoda, Insecta, Hemiptera, Cicadellidae.